CCGCCACCACGCCCCAUCAUAAAUAGCCCCUCAUUUUUUGUUUCUUUCUCUGUUCUUCUAUCUUUCUUCGAUCUAGUCUUUCCUCUCCUACGCACCCAAAGAUCUUUCAAAACCAAAAAAAAGAAAAAUUCAAAAUACAUCUUUUCAGGUUUCGCGAUGGCAUCGAAGCGGAUCUUGAAGGAAUUGAAGGAUUUACAAAAGGAUCCCCCAACAUCUUGCAGUGCAGGUCCUGUCGCUGAAGACAUGUUUCAUUGGCAGGCAACAAUCAUGGGUCCUCCAGACAGUCCUUAUGCUGGGGGUGUUUUCCUAGUGACCAUUCAUUUUCCUCCGGAUUAUCCCUUUAAACCUCCCAAGGUGGCGUUUAGAACAAAGGUAUUCCACCCCAAUAUUAACAGCAAUGGAAGUAUUUGCCUAGACAUCUUGAAGGAGCAAUGGAGUCCUGCAUUAACGAUUUCUAAGGUAUUGCUAUCGAUAUGUUCUUUGCUGACGGAUCCAAAUCCCGAUGAUCCAUUGGUGCCGGAGAUUGCUCACAUGUACAAGACAGACAGGAACAAGUAUGAGACAACUGCAAGGAGCUGGACCCAGAAGUAUGCCAUGGGCUAAACGAGCUUUGGUGUGUGCGGGGGAAGACCCUAUGUUUUUUUUUUUAUUAUUAUUAUUUUGGUUUUUUCAGUUCUAUGUAUGAAUGUUUGUUCUGUUGCUUCAAUGCCUAAAAUGGACCAAGGAGGUCCACAACAUGCACUUAGUUAAGAAGAAAUGCAAAUGUUGCUUUCUGUUGUUCUAUGGAUAAAGGUAACUUUGGAAGAGGGAAACUUGUUCCCUGAAAUUGAAAAUAUUCACUAUUCACCCCAAGUUAA
Molecule: messenger RNA, 857 nt
Organism: Durio zibethinus
Lineage: Eukaryota; Viridiplantae; Streptophyta; Magnoliopsida; Malvales; Malvaceae
Product: ubiquitin-conjugating enzyme E2 10
Source: RefSeq, a predicted model, not a curated record